Messenger RNA from Rodentolepis nana, 1737 nucleotides. The record is from the annotation of a GenBank genome assembly. NCBI's taxonomy places the organism in Eukaryota, Metazoa, Platyhelminthes, Cestoda, Cyclophyllidea, Hymenolepididae.
AUGAUGCAGUCUUCAAAUAAUUCACGGUCUUCUACGUCUUUGAAUGAGAAUUCUGCGACGUCGGAGAUUGAAGAUCCCAGCGUUGGAGAUUUUUUCAAAUCUAUCUGGAACCAAUUUAUGUUUGGAUGGACUGUAACUCUUGCACCGCGAAUUCUUCCUGGAGUCCCCAUUACAUUCCUUGGAAAAAAUUACAACUUUUCUACUUCUCCAUCUCUCAAAAGCAGCGACAAUGCCGAAAAGAAGGCUUUUGAGGCAGAUUUUUACACAAGGCUAUGGUUCACUUACCGAGAGUCUUUUCCACCCCUGCCAAUGGUCAGUUAUCCUCCAAUCACAUCCCUGGAAUCCACAGAGGGUGAUGUCCUCAAUACUACGGCGGUUUUGCGUCCUUUCAUUAGGAAACUGGAAGACACCAAUUCGUUUGGAAGUAUUUCUUCUGCUUCUCCUCUUCCUCCUACACCUAAAAUUCCUCUAUCGACUCGGACGUCGGAUUGUGGUUGGGGGUGUAUGAUUCGAUCCGUUCAAAUGCUUGCUGCUCAAGCCUUUCUUAUUCAUUUCCUUGGACGCGAUUGGAUUUAUGAUCCCACUAUUAGAGUAUCAGCUCAGGAUCCAAGCGCGCGAAGACACCGCCAGAUUAUUCGCUGGUUUGCUGAUUCUCCUCUCUCCCCUCUCUCAAUUCACAAAUUGAUCCAGGCCAGUGGAUCUCCACCCGGCACACACUUUGGUCCUGCUGCGGUCUGUCGUGCCUUCCUCAUUGCCAUGUCGUGGGCAGAGGAUGACGACUUGUCCCAGAUUUCCAUCUACUUCGUUUAUGAUCGGAUCAUUGUUAGAGAGACGGCUCUAUCUCUGAUUGAUGAGGAUCAAACCUCCUCUUCCAAAGCAAAGAGCAAUCAAUUUCACCCUACUAUCUCCAGCGAUUUGUCAGAUGAUCACUUUCUAAAUAAUCUAGUAGCAGCCACUUCUGAUCUCAGCACCUACGAUGGAACUGUGGCGAAUGAAUCCAAACGAGGUCUCCUCUUCCUCCUGCCAAUGCGCCUGGGUGCAGGUGAUCGCAUCGAUCCCAAUCAUGUGCAAACUCUUCUCCAACUCCUUCAAGAUCCUGCCUGCAUCGGACUCAUUGGGGGUAGACCUCGACACUCCAUCUACGCGCCCGCCGUCCAGUCUGAUCGCAUUUUCUACCUCGAUCCGCAUUUUAAUCAACCGACUCUCAAUAUCAAUGAUCUAAGCGAGGAUUCGAAUUUUGAUGUCUCUGUAAGUUUUAUUCUUCGUAAAGCUGAGAAAUCUGACAAGCGAGUGCUUAGUUGUCAGGACCCGAUCUUUGGAAAAGAAUAUAUCACCAUAGUCUAUGAAGUCUGGGCUCUUCAUAUGCUCCGUGCUCAAAGCUGGCACUGCUCUUGCCCACAAAAGUUGAUGGUGCGCGAUUUGGACCCUAGCCUGGCUUUAGGCUUCUAUUGUGGCAGUCGACAAGAGGUUCUCAACCUUCUAGAUCGUCUGCCAAAAGCUUCUCAACUUUUUCCAACUUCUCCGAAUUCUUCACCCCAUCAACUAAUCGAAGUUGUCAAUGAGUCUGAGAGAGCACGGCUCUUUUCCCACAAGUCCAUGAAAACUCAACCAAUAGAAAGUUUGAAUAACUCCUAUCCCCCGAUUGAUGAAGAAAAUGGAUCAAACCAAAUAGCAGACGGGUUACAGGGUGGUGAUCUUGACGAUGGAGAUGUAGAAACCUGUCUUAUUGACUUUUAA